Eubalaena glacialis (North Atlantic right whale) is the source of this 3859-nucleotide messenger RNA. It is a transcript of the gene SYDE2, whose product is annotated as synapse defective Rho GTPase homolog 2. The record is from RefSeq and is a predicted model, not a curated record. The transcript has 7 exons. Lineage: Eukaryota; Metazoa; Chordata; Mammalia; Artiodactyla; Balaenidae. Bases 1 to 3834 code for a protein of 1277 amino acids. Gene Ontology annotation, biological process: signal transduction.
AUGCGCUCUGCGGCGCCGCCGCCCUCCCCCACCCGUCCCGUGGCAGAGUUAUGCCAAGAAUGUGAGGAGCCCGCGAGGGCCAGUGUAGGUCAUGGGGAGCCGCCGCCGCCGCCGCCGCCGCCGCGAGCGCGGCUUUCUCCCGAGCGGGGCUCCGAGCUCUCCCCGCACCAGGGGCGAGCCUGGCUGCUGAGGCGGAGGGGGAUGACGGACCCUUUGAGGAGGACGCUGUCCAGGCUCCGGGGGAGGCGGGGUCCUCGCGCCGCCGGGGGGCCCGGGCGCCGGGCGGCCGCAGCAGCCACCGUGGCGGCCUCUUCGGCUGCCGAGGGAGACGCCGGGGGUGCUCCGGGCGGGCCCCUACGGGAGCGCGCCAGCGGAGCCCGGCCGAGCCUGGAGCGACCGCCGCCGUCGCCUCAGGCGUGGGGUCCUGAGGCGCGGGUCCCGGGAGGGCGGCCGGAGAGGUCGGGGGCGCUCGGGCCUCGGCCGCGCGUCGGGAAGGAGGCUGCACCCCCGGGCCGCGGGCUCACUCGCGCCUCUCUGUACGCUCCGCCGGGCUCCGAGGGCAGCGGAGAGGACGAGGAGGACGACGCCGACUACUACGAGAACCUGCCCGGCGGCUCCCAGCCCGCGCCGGAGCCUGAGGGGGCGGAGGCGGAGCGGUGGCCCCCGCCUCCCCCGGCCGCUGGCUCCUCCCCAGGGGCGGAGGGCGGCUGUCUGGAGACAGGCAGGCUGCAGACCCAGUUGCGAGAGGCCUAUUAUCUGCUGAUCCAGGCCAUGCACGACCUGCCCCCUGACUCGGGCAGGCGGCAGGGCGACCGGGGCAGGGCGGAUCGCGGCUGCCCUGCGGGAGCCCGGGCUCCGGGCCAGCCGCCUUCCCCCUGCGGCGCGGCGGCCCGCCGAGCCUGCCCCCGAGACUGCGAGCGGGGAGGCGGCGGCCGCCCUUGGCAGCAGGUGUCCCCGCCCCGGUCGCCUCCGAAGGAGUCGGGGGGAGGCCGCCCGCGGACUCCUCGGAUGCUGCUGUCCUGCAGCAGAAGCCUCGACAGCCUCCGCGUGGGUGCCAAGCCGCCUCCCUUACAGCGGUGGCGGAGCGACAGCUGGAUCAGGUGCGGCGCGCGCGGGGAACCGGAGGAGCCCCCGCCACGUGGAGGCGGGAUGGACGGCUGGAGCGGAGGCAGCUCCUGGGCCGCGGCGCCCUCCGGCCUCCGGACUCGCAGCUCCGAGGACCCCCGCCGCUCCUCGGGAAGCCGCGGCAAAGAAGACGGCCAGGAGGGGCUCCCCUUCCUCAAACCGCCCGCGGUGACAGUCAAGAAGCUGCAGAAGUGGAUGUACAAAGGACGCCUGCUGUCCCUGGGAAUGAAGGGUCGCGCUCGUAGGACACCCCCCGAAGUCACCCGAGCGCAGGCAACGUCUCCAAAUCUGGGUGCUUUGAAAAUGCGGGAAAGCCAAGUCGUCUCGGUGCCGCCAGACCAAAGAAUUACGCUGACAGACUUAUUUGAAAAUGUCUAUGAGUCUUCAAUGAAGAGAAGAGAACUUGAAGAUCUGAAUGAUAAUAUUGGCUUCAGGGGUCAUAAGCCACUUAAUAGCAUCACUGUGUCAAAGAAACGCAAUUGGCUAUAUCAGAGUACUCUGAGAUCUUUUAAUUUGGAAGAAGAAAAUAAGAAAUGCCAAGAUAUAAGUCAUUUAUCCAUCUCACCCGUUUCUCUACCUAAACUGCAGCUGUCACGACCUUUCCUCAAAUCAUCUGAAGAAUAUUGUACAUAUAUGGUGUGUAAUGCUACAAAUUCUUCAUUAUCAAGAAACUGUUCAUUAGACUUUAAUGAGGAAAAUGAUGCAGAUGAUGAAGGAGAAAUAUGGUACAACCCCAUUCCUGAAGAUGAUGACUUUGGUAUAUCAAAUGCCUUGAGUUUUGGGGAGGCAGACUCUGCUGUUCUGAAGUUUCCUGAUGUCGGAUUGAGAGUAUUAUCUGGUAGUGACCUAAUGAAAGGAGAGCAGCACACUGAAGACUUGCUGUGCUCUUCUGAACACACAGGCGAUGUUCAGACCACACAGUCAAAUGAAAUAAAUCCUAUAGAUUCCACCUAUUCCACAGAGUUUGUGCAGCAGUACAAGCAAAGGCAUGGACACAAGACACAAGGAGGUAUAAUAGUAGAGGAGAGUCCCAUGUUGAGAUCUCCUUUUGCAGGUCCUGGGAUAGUAGCUGCUACAAAUAAGCCUGAUUUGGGAGUUACAGAACCAUCUUCUACAAGCCCUAGCCCUGUGAAAAAAGGCAGUUCAAUUCAUUGGUCUUUCCCGGAUAAAAUAAAAUCUCCACGAACUGUGAGGAAACUUUCCAUGAAAAUGAAAAGGUUGCCAGAAUUUAGCCGGAAACUGAGUGUUAAAGGAACCUUGAAUUAUGGAAACAGUCCGGAUAAUACUCCUUCCUUGUCUAAAUGUAACUGUCAAGAAAUUCAUCAUGCUGUUAUUCUACCUUCUGGGAACACAACCACAGCUGCUAAGAGGAAUGUUAUAAGCCGGUACCAUCUUGAUACUAGUGUGUCUUCUCAGCACAGCUACCAGAAGAAAACCUCUGUGAGUUCUAAGUAUUCCUGCAAAAGUGGUUACCUCAGUGAUGGAGAUUCUCCUGAACUUAUAGCUAAAUCUAGCAAACAUGGAUGUGAAAACAAAUUUGCAAAAGGAAAAGAAAUAAUUCCAAAUAGUUGCAGCAAGAAUGAAAUAGACAUUGAUGCUUUUAGACAUUAUAGCUUUUCUGAUCAACCUAAGUGUUCUCAGUACAUAUCUGGGCUCAUGAGUGUGCAUUUCUAUGGUGCUGAGGAUUUAAAACCACCUCGGAUAGAUUCAAAAGAUGUCUUUUGUGCAAUUCAGGUAGAUUCAGUAAACAAAGCCAGAACAGCUUUGCUCACAUGUCGGACAACGUUUUUAGACAUGGAUCACACUUUCAACAUAGAAAUUGAAAAUGCACAGCAUUUGAAAUUAGUCGUAUUCAGUUGGGAACCCACUCCAAGAAAAAAUCGAGUGUGUUGUCAUGGGACUGUUGUUCUUCCCACCUUAUUCAGAGUGACAAAGACACAUCAGUUGGCUGUCAAACUUGAACCUAGAGGUCUUAUUUAUGUGAAAGUGACUCUUUUGGAACAGUGGGAGAAUUCACUUCAUGGACUAGAUAUAAAUCGAGAACCAGUAAUAUUUGGUGUUGAUAUUCGAGAAGUUGUAGAGAAAGAAAAUAUAGGCUUGAUGGUACCACUCCUGAUUCAGAAAUGUAUUAUGGAAAUUGAAAAGAGAGGCUGUCAGGUAGUUGGCCUGUACCGAUUAUGUGGCUCGGCAGCAGUCAAGAAAGAACUUCGAGAGGCUUUUGAGAAGGAUAGCAAAGCUGUUGGUCUGUGUGAAAGCCAAUACCCAGAUAUAAAUGUAAUAACAGGUGUUCUUAAGGAUUAUUUAAGAGAACUUCCUUCUCCUCUGAUAACAAAGCAACUUUAUGAGGCUGUAUUAGAUGCAAUGGCAAAAAAUCCUUUGAAAAUGUCAUCAAAUGGUUGUGAGAAUGAUCCAAGUGAUUCUAAGUACACUGUUGACCUGCUGGAUUGUCUGCCUGACGUUGAGAAGGCAACCCUAAUGAUGUUGUUGGAUCAUUUGAAAUUGGUGGCUUCUUAUCGUGACGUGAAUAAGAUGACUUGCCAGAAUUUGGCUGUGUGCUUUGGACCCGUAUUAUUAAGUCAGAGGCAAGAGACUUCCACCCAUAACAACAGAGUCUUCACUGAUUCAGAAGAACUUGCAAGUGCUUUGGAUUUUAAAAAACAUAUUGAAGUUCUUCAUUACUUACUUCAACUCUGGCCAGGCAAUAAAUGAAGACUCUUAGUAGCUAAUGCUGUAU